Messenger RNA from Eutrema salsugineum, 1231 nucleotides. Its product is annotated as protein NETWORKED 3A. The transcript has 3 exons. Gene Ontology annotation, cellular component: vacuolar membrane. Gene Ontology annotation, molecular function: actin binding. Lineage: Eukaryota; Viridiplantae; Streptophyta; Magnoliopsida; Brassicales; Brassicaceae. The record is from RefSeq and is a predicted model, not a curated record. Bases 123 to 920 code for a protein of 265 amino acids.
GAAAUGGUUCUGUGACUUGAAAAUCGAGAAGGCGGAGCAUAAGAAAGAGGAAAGAAACGGCACCGAGUUAGUCUGUGUCUGGGUUCUUUGCGCAUCUGUCGCCGAGCUUUAAAAGAGUGAAAAUGGAGAUGGAGUCAUCAAAAUGGUGGUGGAUUGGAAAUCACAACACGACAAAUUUCUCUCCAUGGCUUCAUUCUACUCUCUCCGAAUUGGAUGAAAAGACAAAGGAAAUGCUGAGAGUGAUUGAUGAAGAUGCGGAUUCUUUCGCCGCACGAGCUGAGAUGUAUUACAAGAGAAGGCCUGAGCUUGUAGCUAUGGUGGAAGAGUUCUACCGUUCACAUCGCUCGUUGGCCGAGAGGUACGACUUGUUGAGACCCUCUUCUGUGCACAAACAUGGCUCUGAGAGUCAUGAGAAAUCAUCAACUUGUGAUGAGUCUUCUUGGUCCGAGGCUUGUGAGAUUCAUGAGGAGUACGCAGAGUCUGAAGUAGAUGAUGGUGAAAUCAAAUGGGCCGAUGAAGGUGAACUAGAUGGCAUUGUUGAGGAAACAGAGUCAUCUCAAGUCGAUUAUGGUGGGGCUAAUGGAAAUUUUGAGAUGAUGAAGGAAAUAGAGAGGCUGAGAGAGGAGAAUAAGGUUUACAGUGAAAUGGUGAGAGAGAAAGAUGAAGAGAAGAGAGAAGCUAUAAGGCAGAUGAGUUUAGCAAUACAAAUGCUUAAAGAAGAGAACUCAGGUCUCAAGAAAUGUGUUUCCACUGUUGUUGCAAGGCGUAACAAGGAAGGUGGCGAUUCUCAAAGGAAGCAACAGAUGUGGAAGCCAUUCGAGUUUAAGAAGAUUAAGCUUGACGGUUUUUUGGGGAGAGUAGUAGGUAACUGGGUCCUCCCAAAGACGGAUUCUACUUCCAGAGAGCUCAUGACUCUUUAAAAGAAAACAGAUAGAUCUGUGUGAUCAAGAAACUGCGCAACUUUCUUUAAUAAUCUUUGUACUCUGUGAAAGGUAGGGUAUACUCAAGUAGUUAGUGUUAAGGCUUCUUCAUAUGAUUAUAGUUAUAGCUAAGUCCAUGCAUCUUUGUUUUACAUUUUUCUGUAGUUCUUUUUUCUUUUAUUUAAGAGAUCUUUAGUUUAUUGUUUUUUUUCUUUUGGAAAUCAUUUUUUUUGUUCUUUAUAUUGUAAGUUUUUGUUUGUUUUGCUGUCUAAAUGGUUACAGACACAGUAAGUUUGUUUUAGAGUUUUUGA